This is a messenger RNA of Olea europaea var. sylvestris, 2976 nucleotides long. RefSeq names its product subtilisin-like protease SBT1.5. Lineage: Eukaryota; Viridiplantae; Streptophyta; Magnoliopsida; Lamiales; Oleaceae. The record is from RefSeq and is a predicted model, not a curated record. The transcript has 2 exons. The coding region runs from base 1 to 2976 and encodes 991 amino acids. Gene Ontology annotation, molecular function: serine-type endopeptidase activity. Gene Ontology annotation, biological process: proteolysis.
AUGAUCCUUUUUUACCUUCAUCACUUUGAUCAUCAGCGAGAGCGCAAGAAUAAUUUCUCCAAAGCUAAUCAUGUGGAUGCCAAUAUAAUAGCACCUCCCACGCCCUUCAUUCUCACGGCAGAGCAAUACCAGAACCUCAUGGCGAUGCUUGAUAAGAACAAGUCCAAAUCCAUGGCUAAUCAUGUUAGUAGUACAUCUGCUAUAAGUGAUCUCUCAGGUAUAACCUUCUGUGCUUCCAUUAUUGGUCAAGAAAUUCAUUGGAUACUUGACACAGGAGCUACCGAUCACAUGGUUUGCUCUGCUGACUUAUUAACCACAAAAUCUUGUGUUACUGAUCGAACUGUAUAUCUCCCUAAUCGAAAACUAGUGACUGUCACACACAUAGGCAGCAUUCAUGUGGCUGAUUUUACAUUACAUGAUGUGCUUUGUAUUCCUUCCUUCAAAUUAAAUCUCAUCUCUAUUAGCAUACUUGUUUGCAAUUCCCAUUAUCUUGCCACAUUUACUAAGAAUACUUGUAUGCUACAGGACCAACGAUCGGGGAAGAUGAUUGGGAUGGGAAUUGAACGAGGAGGACUUUACUACCUUGAUACUACGCAGAAAGCCAGAUGCAACUCAGCUACCUCAACAACAUGUCAACUUUGGCAUAAACGCCUUGGUCACCUUUCAAAUAAGAGUCUACCUUUUUCUCAGGUUUUACUCAUUUCUUCUGAAACUGAGUUUGAGAAAACUCAAACUUUUAUUGUCAAAGUUCAGAAUAAUUUGAAACCUUCUGCUUUUUCUGAUGUUGAAAGGUGGUAUAAAUCCACUCUUCAAAGCCUUACUUCAUAUCUUGAAUCCAACCAAACAGAUAAAACCCAAGAAAUCCUACAUGUUUAUAGAACUGUUUUCCAUGGAUUUUCAGCUAAACUCACCCCAGAACAAGCCCAAGAACUCAAAAAUCGUCGCGAAAUUCUCGCUGUUUUACCUGAUCGCCUGCACCAAUUACACACAACUCGGUCAACUCACUUUCUUGGAUUGUCCUCAGUCAAUCAUUCUGAACUGUUAACCGAGUCUGAUUCGGGCUCUAAUGUUGUUAUUGGGUUCCUCGACACCGGAAUAUGGUCGGAGCGCCGAAGCUUCCACGACGAAGGACUCGGGCCAAUUCCGACUACCUGGAAAGGCGAGUGCAUUAAAGGUGAUAAUUUCACCAAAGCCAACUGCAACAAAAAAAUAAUUGGUGCUCGAUAUUUUAUUGCCGGAUAUGAAGCCCAUGAAGGUGGACUUGAUGGCACUGAAGAAAUUAAGUCUGCUAGAGAUACAUUGGGCCAUGGAACCCACACCGCCUCCAUCGCUGCUGGCAGAGCCGUGAGCCACGCCUCUCUUUUUGGUUACGCCCGUGGGGUGGCGGUAGGAGUUGCACCUAAAGCUCGUAUUGCAGUGUAUAAAGUCUGCUGGAAAAAUGGCUGCAUGGGUUCUGAUAUUCUCGCCGGCUUUGACAAGGCAGUGGAAGACGGCGUCAAUAUCAUUUCAAUCUCUCUUGGUGGUAGUUUCUUUGGUACCUCGCCAUAUAAUCUGGACUUCAUUUCAAUCGGAUCUUUUGGUGCGAUGGAGAGGGGCAUUUUUGUCUCGGCAUCGGCUGGAAACGAAGGUCCUUAUAAAAUGUCGGUCACAAAUCUUGCUCCAUGGAUCACCACCGUAGGUGCUGGCACGAUUGACAGAAAAUUUCCAGCUGAUCUCGUACUUGAAAAUGGGCAGGUGAUCACCGGCGCAUCAGUCUAUAGCGGUGAUCCAUUGCCGGAAAAUGCUUAUUUCCCCAUUAUUUAUGCCGGAAAUGCAUCAGCCAAAGGAAGUUCCAUGGCUACCUUUUGCAUAGAGGACUCACUUAACAAAGAAUUAGUGCGUGGUAAGAUUGUGGUAUGUGACGCGACAGGCACAUCCGGCGUUUCCAAAGGUGAGGUUGUCAAGAAAGCUGGUGGGGUCGCCGUGGUGAUUGCUAACGUAGCACCCAUCGGAGAAGGCCUUGUCGCUGAUUCUUAUCUGAUUCCCGGUCUCGCCAUUACCGAAUCAGCCGGUUAUAACGUCCACAAUUUCUUAAAAUCCACCCCCAACCCAAAAGCAAAAAUAAUUUUUCGGGGGACUGAAAUCAGAGUAAAACCGGCACCUGUUGUAGCAUCCUUCUCAUCAAGAGGCCCCAGCAUGUAUUCCGAUUAUCUGCUCAAGCCCGAUGUUAUUGCACCAGGUGUAAACAUUUUGGCGGCUUGGCCCGAUGGCCCAUCCCCUACUGAACUAGCCACUGACCCGCGGCGCACUGAAUUUAAUCUGCUUUCAGGAACAUCAAUGUCGUGCCCGCAUGUUUCCGGGGUGGCGGCGCUGCUGAAAGGGGCCCACCCUGACUGGUCACCAGCAAUGAUCCGAUCAGCUCUAAUGACCACUGCUUAUACUAAAGAUCUUGAAGGGAAUCCAUUGCUUGAUGAAACAUCUUAUAAUCUAGCAACAAUAUAUGAUACUGGUGCAGGACAUGUGAAUCCUAAAAAAGCUGUUAAUCCAGGAUUGGUUUAUGAUUUAACUCUCAAUGAUUAUAUAAAUUUUCUAUGCGCAUCAAAUUUUACUCCACCAGAGUUACAACAGAUUGCUAGGAGGCCUGUGAGUUGUGGGAAGAAGCAAUCUAAGCCUUGGAAUUUGAAUUAUCCAGCCAUUUCAGUUGGUUUUAAAGCUUCCGAACAGUUGGAUUGGACUAUUGUUGUUAAUCGGACAGUUACCCAUGUUGGUGACAAUACAGCUAACUACCGUGUGAGAGUGACAAAUCCCGAAGGUGCGAUUGUUACAGUAACUCCAUCGAAAAUGGAUUUUAAAAUGAAUGGUGAAAAGCAGAGUUAUGCGGUCAAGAUCAAGGCUGAGAAGUUGGCGGCAUCACCAGGAUAUUCAGUGGGGAAGAUAAUUUGGUCAGACGGGCGGCACCGAGUGGUUUCGCCUGUGUUGGUCGUGUGGUGGAAAUAA